Molecule: messenger RNA, 2552 nt
Organism: Solea senegalensis (Senegalese sole)
Lineage: Eukaryota; Metazoa; Chordata; Actinopteri; Pleuronectiformes; Soleidae
Exons: 3
Coding region: 731-2155 (474 amino acids)
Source: RefSeq, a predicted model, not a curated record
CUCGGAUGUCGGAGCAUUGGGAACCGUCAGCCAACGGAUUCCGAUUAUGUAGUGAUCAUUUCAUAUCAGGUACAUAUCCCCACGGCUAUUAAAUACAAUAUCGUGUUUAUUCCUGCACGUUUUACUGCUCUUUCUGGCAUUUUACGUCACGAAAAAGGCAAGUUAGACAUACGGGGCUAUUAAGUGACGUCACUCGUAUGGAACGGGGUCGUGUCGGGCAUGUUGGGGGCUCUCGCCGUUGUUGUUAUUUUGGCUGUGUGCGGAUGUGUUACCUUACUUUUAACUUCAUUUUCUCGGCCCUUUGUAAAGUAUGGUGAGACGUUGCUGUGUCAUGCGGUGCAGCAGCGCCUCGCAUGAUCACAAAGGGAAACAAAUCGACAAUGGACUGAGUUUUUCCCGCUUUCCCACUUGGCGGCAGACUGAAGGGAAUCAGAUUUCAGGCAUAACAAGAAGACGUCGAAUGGCUUGGGUGUCUGCUGUCAAUCGAGAAAAUAUACCCACCGAGGGGGUUCCGCCAUCAAUGAGAGUGUGCUCCUUACAUUUUAAUUCUGGCAAACUGGCAUAUGAAAUGCGUGACUCGGAUCCAGAUUGGGCACCAUCUCUAUGUCUAGGUUACAGCCAGACCAAGUCUACAGACACUGCACGCAAUGCCAGACAACAAAACAGGAAACGGCAAAGGACACCUGAGAUGGCCUAAACCACAAUUAAUGACACCACAACUGAGGCACCAAUGCCACAGGGUCAAGAAGAAGCAGAGGGUGGAAAUGAAGUUUGUGAGCUUGCCCGCAAGAGACCGCUGACACCGACUCUAUUCCGUUUGGUAUCAGGGAAAAAAAGUGAAAACCCUCGGUCACCUGACUAUGUGCCCUCCAUCUUCAAGAACGUGCCAACCCCAGAGAAGAAAAGGAAAGGGAUGCAGCUGGAUGAAUUCGACAGAGGACAGAAGAGCAAACUCCAAAGAUGUGAACGAGUAUCUUCUCCACAAGACCGUUCUCUAGAAAGCAGCCUGCAGCCAACUGCAGAAAAUGACACAGAAGCUCCUGCAGAGGAAUCAACCUACAAAGAACUUAAAGAGGAUUUCCAGCCCAUUCCCACUGACAAUGACGAACUAGCGACUCCACUGUGUUCCAGUGAAACCUGUAGGAAAUACGUGAAAUAUCUUGAGUUGAAAUACCAAGCAAUAGAGAGUGAAAAUCUGCUGUUGAAAGAGAAAAUAAGCAGCACUGGACUAAAUGAGACUGGUCUCCAAAACUAUGAUAAAAAGAUCAAUAUUCUCACUGGUUUACCAACAUAUUCACUGCUGAUGACCGUCUUUAACGUUGUAGCUCCCUUUUUACAGCAGUCAAACCACUUUAGACUCACAAUAUUUCAGCAGUUCAUGCUGACUUUAAUUAAGCUGAAAAUGAAUUUGUCCUUUGACUUUUUGGCGUAUUAUUUUGGCGUCGAUUCAAGCGCCGUUUCAGAGGUUUUCAAACACUGUAUCAGUGUCAUGUAUUGUAGGCUAGUGCCGUGUCUGGUUAUAUGGCCUGAGAGAGAAUCUUUAAGAAAAUCUCUUCCAUGUGCAUUCAGUAACAGUUCAUUUGAAAUGACAGUGUGCAUUAUCGACUGUUUUGAAAUAUGCAUUGAGAAACCAAGCGACUUGUUAGCCAGUACUCAGUGUUUUUCAACGUGCAACACAAUUAAGUAUUUAAUCGCCAUCUGCCCCCGAGGCUCUAUUUGUUUCAUUUCCAAUGGGUGGGGAGGCCGAACGAGCGACAAGUUCAUCACACAGCAGAGUAACUUUUUGUCUCAUUUGCUCCCGGGAGACCUUGUUUUGUCGGACAGGGAUUUAGACGACGAAGACCACUCUUUAGAUUCUCCCGAAGCGGAAAUUACCAUACCGGUGUACACUCUUGGCAAUAACCAGCUAGAUCCUGUUAAGCUGGAAAACACAGAAUGUUUGGAAUCUCUCAGAACACACAUUGAAAAGGUCUUUGGUGUUCUGCAACAAAAGUACCCCAUUUUGCAAAGCACCAUGCCCAUUGGUCUCACCGACGUCGACCAAGAAAAUGAUGUGACCUACCUGGACAAAGUUGUCAAAGUAUGUUGUGCUCUCACUAAUGUCUCUGAAUCUCUUGUACACCUGCCUGAGCAGAACUACGGAUCGUCAAUCUGACAACAGUUGCUGGAUAAAGCAACUAAUGAUCAAUGUGCUGCAAUGUCUCAUCACAGAUUUAGUUACAGAUACACAAUUUUGAUUUUUCUUUUUAUAUCAAACCACUGUUUGAUAUAAGCUAUAUGCAGAACGUGCACAACAGAGGGUGAGAAAGCCUCUCCUCACUCUUCCCUUUAAAUGGAAAAACUAUGUUACAAUGUGAUUGUACACAUAAAAUAUUAAGGAACAUUUUCCAUAUUUUGUUUCUGCCAAAUGCAAAGAUAUUUUCUGCAAAGUUUUACAAACUGCACUUCUAAUACAACUCACAACAGCCAGCUCUGACAAAAUGUUUUUUUUUCUUUUAUUUUUCACUUACAUUGUAAACUCUUUGUAAAUAAACCUGUUUGUGUGUCAGUCA